GGCCUAAGAGAUGAAUCUAUACUUUUGAGUCCUGUUCUGUCUUGGCAACGUCAUUACUGAUAACACAGUUUCGGUGUUUGUAGUUAAUAAGCCUGUCUUCAGAGCCCAGAUUGACUUUAGAAGUUAUAAAGAUAAUGCAAAAUACUAGGCUUGGCUCUUAUUAUCAAGAAUCUAGGCGAAACCUUGCCAUUAAUCAACAAAUGCCUUUCACUGACUGACAAUUUCAAUCAUGAUUUCAAGAAAUGAUUUAAAAUGACUUCAAGGUUUGGUUUCUUGAAACCAGUGGCCAGAAGAGGAGAAAACAAAGCUGGCAAACCCAAAGAUAAAGGAAGCACCAAAAGCCAAGAUUGCCAAAAACAGUCGAGUUCUGUUCACUUGGUUGAUAGUGUUUUGCCAACUAGCUCACACGAAAAUGGCCUAGACGAUGCUGGCGGCGAUGAUACCGUUAGCGACGAAUACAGCAAUAAUAACUCGGUCACCCAGAAUGGCAAAAAGAAACUUGAGCGAACAUCGAAUAAUCUUUCAAAAUUAGCUGACAAGCUAAAUACCGGAAGGUCUAACCAGAAUGGCGAGCCUGGAGGUAAACAAGCCCAACCAGCAUUUCGGAGACGAGGCAGUUCUAAUAUUGCAAAGUUGAAUACAGGGAACAGUAAGGAACGCACGGGAACCAGUCAAAUCCAUGGCCAAACACCGUACAUGAAAAGUCCGAAAUUUGACACAAAGCAACCUGCUGGAAAGCAUAUACCUAACAGUGGGAUGAUAGCUCAGCGAGGAUUGCCGCGAUUUACGGUAGGCUCGAAUGUAAAGGGGAGCGCUAGUUCACGUGUCGAGGAUGACAAAGCAGCCCCAGGUGCGAACGAGACAUUCGAAAUCCCGUCUGCAGACGAUGCAGCAACAGAUAAGAGUGCUUCACACACUGGACGCACAUCAUCUUCGCCAGUGGCCUCAACAGCAUCUACGACCAACGUUAUUCGAAGGCCAGCGCCUGCCGGGGGUGUUGCGAGAUCUGGCAUAAGGCCUCCGUCAGGAGCAUUUUCUGGAAGUACAAGUGGAGCAGCUAUUGCAAGAGCAGAAACAAAAAUGAAGCCGCCCACUAAUCUGCCACCCCGUGGUAGCAAACAGAAUUUGCUCAAAGGAAACAAAGAAGAGCUGCGAAAUUCGAGUAGUAAGGGUAUUGCUGUAAGGAGGGGGAGCGCACAGGAGACAUCUAAGUCAAAAGAUGGCAGCACAGAUACCUUGAAAGGGCCGGGUGUUGUGACGUCCAGACAGAAAGCCCCUUCAAGGGAGUUACAGACCAUGGCCGAUAAAUUGAUAUCCUAUUCUAGUAAGAAGCUGCAAAGGCCAUUGAGCAUGUGUUCAGGCUCAGAUCUCUUGCAGCCGAAAAACGCGGGGCAAAAAAUAGCCCGGAAAAGUAUUGGUGGCAGCAAUUUGCGGACUGGAAAUUCUUCGUCAUUGCAAGAUCUAUCGAGACGGUUGUCUUCUUCAAACCAAGACAUACCCAAUUCUGAAGCCCGCAGUCGAAAGGGCUCUAUGACUUUUUCAGACAAAGAUACUCCUAUGAGGAAAUCUAAAAGCGGUAGUAUGAACUCUUUAAACGCUGGCGUUCAAGGAUUCUCUGGCCAAAAAGGUCUUGUGGGAAAAAUCGCAGCUAAUGUUGUGCCACGGAAAAUAUCAAACGAACUUGCAAAACCGCGCUCUAGGACAAGCUCAAAGACCCUGGGCUCGACAACCUCUGAUUUCGGCAUAGGGGAUGUCACUACAGUGCAUUAUCAAUCGACCCCUGUCAACAAAUACGUUGGGUUCGAGAUCCAAGCAGCAAAACGAAGCGAGCAUCCUUUCGAUAAUGCCGUAAAUGAGGAUAUUUCCGCUGUCUUUUGCGAUGAUAAUAAUGACCUGAAGCCGAGCGAUCUGGGAUUUACGAAUGUUGCUGCCCGUAGAAUUUUAAACACAACAUUUGAUGGUGGCGACAAAAACCGAACAUUUGACGCGGUCGAUAUUCAGAACAGUACUUACUUGAAAAUUGAAAAGUCGCCCAAUGAAAAUGCCACGGUAAUUAAUAAUAUCACAUUUAGCAAAGAUGAGAACCCCGAGGUUGAUGAACAAAAAGUCAACAGCUUGCUGGAUUCUAACCUCUCCACUGAGUCACAAACACGAACACAAGAUGCCUUGAAUGUCGAGGAAAAUGUCGUUGUAUCAAAGCCAGAUUCUCCACCGUCAACAUGUGCGAAAAUUAGUAAAGUUGCGUCAAAUUCGCCUGAUAAAACAUUAGAUCUCGGAUCAGCAGAGAGCAAGCCGGUUUUCCGUAGAAGCGACAAGAAAGAACCGGAUUUGGAUGGAUAUUGCUCGGACAAUUUUUUGAUGAAUGAAAGUAUGCCUCAUUUGGAUGACAGUCUCUUAAUGAAUAUAACCGAUGAACCAGAUGCUGCUAUGUCUUCUUCUCCCUUGGAUUCGAAUGAAAAGAAAUUGUUUAGUUCAAAAGGCAAUCAAAAUUUCUCUAAGACGGAGCCUCAUAAUGUUCCGCUUCCAAAAACCGCCUCUCGGUCUUUAGAAUUUAGUGAACCGAUUGAGAGUUCUAUUGAAAAAAAUGACGAUGCAGCUGAUGUGUUAGCUACAAGUUUGGUGAAUGACAGUUAUGAUGUUAUAAAAUUAGAAGAUGCGACUGCCCCGGGGGAUAAUUCCAUGCCCGGAACAAGAGAUGGAAAUAAAGAAGUUGUUUCUGAAAGAAAAACUAAAGAAAUUGAAAAAUAUGCUCAUGACACGAAGGAUACAAGUGAAGAUGGCCCUGUUGAUAUUUGUGAACAAAACAGGAAAGAAACUGUAGUAGACAACGACAACCCUCCGUCAGCGGACAUUGAUGAAGAGCGGAAACCGUUGGCAGCAAACAGAUUUCAAAUACCAGUGCCUGACCAUGAUUUGCAAGAAAACGAAAUGAAGUCACAGCAAGUUGAUGCUGAGAAUGUUGAUCAGAGGUUCUUGUCUUUGCUGUCCCAGACUGUUGAGACCUUCCUUGGUGACACCAUAGGCAACGAUAACACUGUAAAUAACCACGGUGGCUUAAUAACACCGAUAGACUCAGUAGAAUCAAAACAUAUCGGUGUUUCCUCGCUGCCACCCAGUCAAAUGAAAAUCGCUGCUAGGCGACGCAGCCUCAUCAGAAGGAACACUAGCCCAUAUGCGACGUCAUCUGAUUCUCUGAGUCUAGGAACAAGUUUUCGGAUUCCAAGAGAAGCCUCGAUUGCGGAAAUGGAAGACGGCAAUGUGAUGAUAGACGAGGCUACGUUCCGACAUUGUCAAAAUGAUGUUCGGAUAAUGAAAACGAAUUUGUUGAGGCUGAAGAGACUGCUAACGGAGACAGAUAUUAUGUCACCCCUGAUGAAACAUCCAAGCAAAUUUGGCAUAUCGCCUCCCGUCACACCAACAAAAUCAGUUUUGCUCAGCAGAAGCUUUUCCGAUGCAAGUAGUUGGCUGGCAAAGAGCAGGAAAACACCGGAUUUUUUGAUAAACAAGACAGAUGAAGACAAAGUGGAAGACGAAAUAAAGGAAAUGAAAGAAAAGGUCACUCUUCUGGAAAGGGAAAACGAAGAAUUGAAGCAUGAUUUGGAAAGCAAAGAUUACACAAUUAAGCUUUUGCAAACUCAGCUGGAAAAUCAAGAAUAUUCAAAGCAAGUUGAGCUGCUGACGGAAGAAAAAAAGAUGCUGCAUAAGGAACUUGAAGAGUUAAAGGAAAAACUAAGCGAAGAGCUUGGUUCCACUGUAACCAGCUACGAAUACGAGUGCCUGAAGCAACCGCAAAGCGCCAGCAAGAUCAAGGCUGAAAUCGUGAAAGCUUACUAUGAACAAGCAGAUGUCUAGCUCGCCAGUUCGCUGCACCUGUUUUAAUUUGAAUUAUGCUGCAAUGUUAAUUGUUUUCUAGGGAAGUUAUCUGUUUGAUAAUUUUGUAUUGGUUUUAAUUGCAAAAAAUUUAGAAAAAUUAAUUGAGAAUUGAUAAAUAUAUUUUGUAUUUGAUGAAGGAACACUCGAAAGAAACGCUAUUUUUUGUUUGUUCACUGUUGUAAGGGGGCGCUGUUUCAAAUGAUUCACAUGAUGUGAAGCAAAAUUGUACGUUCAUUUUAAGUCCUUGAAAGACUCUUUAUUCGAUUCUUCAUUCGAUUUCAAAGUCUAGUCAGUAAGCUAUCUAACUGCCUGCUCCGGAUUUAUUAUUAUUAUGUCGAACAAGGCUAGCUGUCACAUGGUUGGUAAAGAAUUUUAGAUCUAAAACGCUUUUAUAACAGAAUUUAAACUCUUGAAAUUAUUAUGACAUUCCUUCUAAAUUGGCACUCAUGCAC
Molecule: messenger RNA, 4325 nt
Organism: Rhopilema esculentum
Lineage: Eukaryota; Metazoa; Cnidaria; Scyphozoa; Rhizostomeae; Rhizostomatidae
Source: RefSeq, a predicted model, not a curated record